GUCCUUCCGGGUUCGAAAAAGAGGCCACACAAACCGAAUCUAGGGCUAGCUCCUCAGCCGGCCAAUACCAUGGGGGACGGCCGCCGCCGCCGCCGCCGCCGCCGCCGCCGCCGCCGCCAACGCAAGCAGAAUCCUCAGAGCAAAUCGGCGGCGGAGGACAAGGCCGACGCCAUCCCGGACGAGCUUCUCUGCCUGGUGUUCCUUUGCCUCACCUCGCCCGUCGACCUCGUGCGCGCCGCGUCCGCCUGCAGGCGCUGGCGCCGCGCCAUCGCGUCGGACGUCUUCCGCGUCGUCUGCUCUCAGCACGGCGCGCCACCCUCCCACGUCGUUGGCCACUACAGCGUCGACGAGCCCCUCCUCACCACGCGUCCGCCCGGGCGCUAUCCUCACUUCGUUCCCUCCUCGUCAACACCUUGGAAGGAGGUCGUCGCCCCAGGGUUCCUGGAGCUCGACUUCCUCCCGCCGACGGAAUACGGCGAGUCCAAGUGGGAGCUGGCCGACGUCCGGGGCGGGCUCCUGCUCCUUGCGCGCUUCAGCGCCACACACGACUUGGCGUCGCCGUUAGGUCUCGUCGUCUGCGACCCCCUCGCACGGCGCUACAAGACGGUCCCUGCCUCGGCGUGGUUCCGCGGCCGAUGCUAUUUCCUGGGCUCCUUCCUCCUCGACGGCGAGGACGACGCGGCAGGUGCGCGCAUCAGCUUGUCAAAUUUUAGGGCCACGUGCGUGAUCUAUCGUGAUGGCAUUGCCAAGGCGUACGCGUUCUCGUCCGCCGGUGGUGGCCGUUGGACCUCCUCCGCGCAUGGCAGCACGGUGGUAUUCCGCAACGACUACUGGACGGCCCCGGCGCUGGCCAUCUUCGCAGGGAGCACCGCGGGGUGCGCCUACUGGACGGUUGUGAACCGUGAUGUUGCUCUUGCUCUCGACAAAGAGGCCGGCGAGCUCUCGUCGUGCGUCUUGCCAGAAGCGCUCCGGGGCAAGCCUCCAUCUCAGGAUUACGCGUACGAGUUGCCUUGGCCACCUACCAUCCGAGCUUGCUUAUGAUGGGCUAGCUGCCUUGGUGAGAUCCGAUUUGCUUUGCCGUUCGAUGUGAUGGUCAUGGAGAAUCAGUUGUACUGAUAUAUUCCCUUAUGUGAGCUUGUCAUCGACCUACACCUCGCGUGUGUUCGUGAUCGUUUUGUACUGUAUUUCGGUUCAUCGUAUUGUUCUGUUGCUGUUUUAAACAUUUAUCUCGUCUUAAGCUUAUGUUUUGUAAAACUGAACUUGUUUGUUUUAGAGAAGCUCAGCCGACCGUGAAGUAUGUAAGCCGAUUAUACUUGUAAUGAUGGGGGUUUACCAAUGAAGUAUCAGCCACCACCCCCUGGGUGUCAUCAUACACACUAGGGUUUGGGCGCGAAGCUCUUGAGCUGUUAAAGCGCGCUGAGAUUCCAAGGUUUGGCCCACCUGUUUGCUUCAUGCACAUAUGGCCCCCUUUUAGCUUCUCCAGAAGUCAGCUUCAACGGAAUUUCUGAGGGAUGCUGGUGUCACAUGAAGCUCCGUGAAGUUUUUUUGUCCCCUUCUUUUCAGCUUAUGGAAAUACAACUUUUGAGUAGAAAAAGACUGUGGUGCCCUUUGACAUCAAUUGCAUCAAGUUUACUGUUAA
Brachypodium distachyon (stiff brome) is the source of this 1639-nucleotide messenger RNA. RefSeq lists its product as uncharacterized. Gene Ontology annotation, molecular function: protein binding. The record is from RefSeq and is a predicted model, not a curated record. NCBI's taxonomy places the organism in Eukaryota, Viridiplantae, Streptophyta, Magnoliopsida, Poales, Poaceae. Bases 70 to 1041 code for a protein of 323 amino acids. The transcript has a single exon.